ACAUACACAAAAGAAUGGGCUGGUAUUCUAAACCACAAAAGCAGGCAUGUGGAAGAAGCUGUCAGAGAACUCAUAUCAAUAUUUGAGACUAUUUAUGAAGUGAAGUACAGUGGGAAAGCAGCAAAACAUGUACCAGAACCGAGGAAACAUGUUGUUUUUGGAAGUGAAGCAGAAGAUGGUGAAAACCCUGAUGAAGAGGCUGGUACUGUGACGGAGGUUGCUGCUAAUGAUAAAGAAGAUGAAUUUAAAAAGGAAUGUAAAGAGGUCUUUGCUUUCUUCUCUCAUCAAUUACUAGACAGUCUUCAAAAAGCUACACGGUUAUCUCUGGACACAAUGAAAAGAAGAAUAUUUGUUGCAAGCCUAUAUGGACGAAAGCGGUCAGAAGAUGUUAUUUCCUUUUUAAAAACUGAAGUGCAUCUUGCCAUUCCUAACGUGGUGAUGGUUCCUAGUUUAGAUGACAUUCAGCAAGCCAUUAACCGAAUGGUCCAGUUAACGCUGGAGGUCAGCAGAGGAGUGGCUCACUGGGGGCAACAGCACACCCGUCCCAUGAAGACUGUUGUUACCAGCCCAACCCGAACCGCUGCUGACCUGCCCCAUGCAAGCACAGGAAAACAGUUUAAGAAGGAAGAAAGAUCUUUUGAAGAUAUUAUCCCUGCAAGGAAGCUGAAGAACUUUUAUUCGGAGGUAGCAGAGCACGAGGACAUUUCCAAGUUGGUCCUCCUCCUUUCUUCCUGUGUGAAUUCUCUAAGAAAGGUGGCCCAAGACGCCCUGCAGGACUUUCAGGAGUACAAGACGCUCUGGACAGAGGAUCGACAUGUGAAAGUGAAGGAGUUUUUGGCUAACGACCCCUCUUUGACUGAAAUCAGAUCAGAAAUUCUGCGCUAUGCUACUUUGGAACAGGAGAUUGAUGAAUUGAAGCCUAUUAUUGUUGUAGGAGCACUUGAAUUACAUACAGGGCCCAUGAAAUUGGCCUUAUCAAUUGAGGCUAAGGCAUGGAAGAUGUUACUCUGCCGAUAUCUGAAUGAAGAAUACAAAAAGAAAAUGUCAGACAUGAUAGCAUUUAUUAAUGACUAUUUGAAAAAGUUAUCUAGACCUAUUCGUGAUUUAGAUGAUGUCAGGUUUGCAAUGGAAGCCUUGUCUUGUAUCCGUGAUAACGAAAUUCAAAUGGACAUGACUUUGGGACCAAUUGAAGAAGCCUAUGCUAUUUUAAACAGAUUUAAAGUUGAAGUAACCAAAGAAUCAGAAGCAGUUGAUACCUUGAGAUGUUCUUUCAACAAAUUGCAGCGCAAAGCUGUUUCUGUACAAGAUGACCUUGUUCAAGUGCAGCCAACAUUUAAAAUAAAUCUCCUUGAGGCUGUAGAAGUUUUUCGUGAGGAUGUAAUGAACUUUGCAGAAGCAUAUGAGAUGGAAGGACCUAUGGUUCCAAAUAUACCACCCGAAGAAGCUAGCAACAGGCUACAGAUAUUUCAGGCCAAUUUUGAUGACCUGUGGAGGAAAUUUGUUACAUAUUCAUCUGAUGAACAACUGUUUGGGUUGCCUGUGACUGACUAUGAGGUUUUACACAAAGUCAGAAAGGAACUCAACUUGCUGCAGAAGCUGUAUGGACUAUAUCAUACUGUAAUGUGCAAUAUUAGUGGUUAUUAUGAAAUACUUUGGGGAGACGUAGACAUUGAAAAAAUUAAUGCAGAACUGCAGGAAUUUCAAAACAGAUGUCGUAAACUUCCAAGAGGACUUAAAAAUUGGCAAGCUUUUUUGGAUCUGAAAAAAAGAAUUGAUGAUUUCAGUGAGUCAUGUCCUCUACUAGAAAUGAUGACCAAUAAGGCAAUGAAGCAGAGACACUGGGAUCGAAUCUCGGAGUUAACUGGAACCCCAUUUGAUGUGGAAUCUGAUUCUUUUUGUCUCAGAAAUAUUAUGGAAGCGCCACUCCUUAAAAAUAAGGAUGACAUUGAGGAUAUUUGCAUAUCCGCCAUUAAGGAGAAGGAUAUUGAAGCCAAGCUGACUCUGGUCAUUGAGAACUGUACCAACCAGUACCUGAGUUUUGCAGCAUUUAAAGGAAAGGGAGAGCUCCUGCUGAAAGGAAGUGAAUCAGGGGAAAUUAUCACCUUGAUGGAGGACAGUUUAAUGAUCUUACGUUCCUUACUGAGCAACAGAUAUAAUGCUCCAUUCAAAAAAAAUAUACAAAAUUGGGUGCAUAAGUUGUCCACUUCCUCAGAUAUAAUUGAAGAGUGGCUGGUAGUCCAGAACCUUUGGGUUUAUCUUGAAGCUGUCUUUGUAGGUGGAGAUAUUGCCAAACAGCUGCCUCAGGAAGCAAAACGUUUCCGGAAUAUCGACAAGUCAUGGAUUAAAAUAAUGCAGCGAGCUCACGAGAAUCCCAAUGUGAUUAGUUGCUGUGUUGGGGAUGAAACUAUGGGGAUACUUUUACCUCACUUACAUGAACAGUUGGAAAUAUGUCAGAAGUCACUUACAGGGUAUUUGGAGAAGAAGCGAUUACUAUUUCCAAGAUUCUUCUUUGUAUCCGAUCCGGUUCUCCUGGAAAUCCUUGGACAAGCCAGCGAUUCCCAUACCAUACAGCCCCAUCUCCCAGCAGUAUCUGACAACAUAAAUGAGGUGACAUUUCAUGCAAAAGACUACGAUCGUAUCCUGGCUGUCAUAUCAAGAGAAGGAGAAAAAAUUAUUUUGGAUAGUCCUGUUAUGGCCAAAGGUCCUGUAGAGAUUUGGCUUCUGGAGCUGUUAAAAAUGCAGAUGUCAUCAUUACAUAACAUAAUUAGAUCUGCCUUCUAUCAAAUCAGUGAUUCGGGAUUUCAGCUCUUGCCUUUCCUCAAUCACUUUCCAGCACAGGUUGGGCUCCUGGGAAUUCAGAUGUUGUGGACACAUGAUUCAGAAGAGGCUUUAAAUAAUGCAAAAGAUGACAGGAAAAUCAUGAAAGCGACCAACCAGAAAUUUUUGGAUAUUCUAAAUACUCUAAUUAGUCAGACAACACAUGACCUAAGCAAAUUUGAAAGAGUGAAAUUUGAAACUCUAAUUACCAUCCAUGUGCAUCAGAGAGAUAUUUUUGAUGAUUUGGUAAAAAUGCAUAUCAAAUCAGUUACUGAUUUUGAAUGGCUAAAACAGAGUAGAUUUUAUUUUAAAGAAUAUUUGGAUCAAACGGUGGUGUCUAUUACAGAUGUUGAUUUUAUUUAUCAAAAUGAAUUUCUGGGAUGCACUGAUCGUCUUGUGAUCACUCCAUUAACAGAUAGGUGCUAUAUCACCUUGGCACAGGCUUUGGGGAUGAACAUGGGAGGUGCUCCAGCAGGACCUGCGGGCACUGGCAAAACAGAAACCACAAAAGACAUGGGAAGAUGUUUGGGAAAAUAUGUGGUCGUGUUUAACUGCUCAGAUCAAAUGGAUUUCAGAGGGCUAGGAAGGAUCUUUAAAGGUCUUGCACAGUCAGGCUCUUGGGGCUGUUUUGAUGAGUUUAACAGAAUUGAAUUGCCUGUCUUAUCAGUGGCAGCCCAGCAAAUUCAUAUUAUUUUGAUGGCAAGAAAAGAGAGAAAAAAACAGUUCAUUUUUUCUGAUGGUGAUUGUGUUGAUUUAAAUCCAGAAUUUGGGAUCUUCUUAACAAUGAACCCUGGAUAUGCUGGGCGCCAGGAACUGCCAGAAAACUUAAAAAUUCAAUUUAGAACUGUUGCUAUGAUGGUUCCUGAUAGACAGAUCAUUAUGCGAGUUAAACUUGCAAGCUGUGGUUUUCUUGAAAAUGUUGUCUUGGCUCAGAAAUUUUAUGUUCUUUACAAUCUCUGUGAGGAGCAACUUACUAAGCAGGUUCAUUAUGACUUCGGGCUGAGAAAUAUUCUAUCUGUGUUGAGGACACUUGGAGCUCAGAAAAGAGCCCGACCGGAAGAUACUGAAUUUAGCAUUGUCAUGAGAGUACUAAGAGAUAUGAACCUUUCUAAAUUGGUUGAUGAAGAUGAGCCCCUGUUCCUCAGCUUAAUCAAUGACCUGUUUCCAGGAUUACAACUGGAUAGUAGUACUUACGUGGAACUCCAAGCCGCAGUAGCCAACCAGGUCAAGAUAGAAGGUUUGAUUAACCAUCCCCCCUGGAAUCUCAAACUUGUGCAGUUAUACGAGACAUCGCUGGUACGUCAUGGCUUGAUGACUCUUGGGCCCAGUGGUUCAGGGAAGACAGCCGUUAUAACUAUCCUGAUGAAGGCACUAACAGAAUGCGGCAGGCCUCACAGAGAAAUGCGAAUGAAUCCGAAAGCUAUUACUGCGCCUCAGAUGUUUGGCCGACUGGACACUGCUACCAAUGAUUGGACAGAUGGGAUUUUUUCUACGCUGUGGAGAAAAACAUUAAAAGCUAAAAAAGGUGAAAACAUAUUCCUUACUUUAGAUGGCCCUGUAGAUGCCAUUUGGAUCGAGAACUUAAAUUCUGUGUUGGAUGACAAUAAGACGCUCACGUUAGCUAAUGGAGAUCGCAUCCCCAUGUCCCCCAGUUGUAAGCUUCUGUUCGAAGUCCACAAUAUUGAGAAUGCCUCUCCUGCCACGGUUUCUCGGAUGGGCAUGGUCUAUAUCAGCAGCUCUGCUCUCAGCUGGAGGCCGAUAUUACAGGCAUGGUUGAACAAGCGCACUGCACAGGAAGCGUCUGUAUUCCAAAGUCUGUAUGAUAAAAUAUUUGAAGAUAUAUAUACAUUUAUGAAACUAAACCUCAAUCCAAAAAUGCAACUCUUAGAGUGCAACUAUAUCAUGCAAUCUCUCACUCUUCUGGAAGGUUUAAUUCCCUCAAAAGAAGAAGGCGGUGUUUCAUGUGUCGAACAUCUUCAUAAAUUAUUUGUGUUUGGCCUAAUGUGGAGCUUAGGAGCCCCUCUGGAGUUGGAAAGCAGAGACAAGCUUGAAGCCUUUUUACGAAAUCACGGAAGCAAGUUAGACUUACCAAAAAUACCUAAAGGCACAAAUCAAACCAUGUAUGAGUUUUAUGUUACGGAUUAUGGUGAUUGGGAGCACUGGAAUAAGAGACUUCAGCCAUAUUCUUACCCAACUGACAGUGUUCCAGAAUAUGCAUCAAUUUUGGUUCCAAAUGUUGACAAUAUUAGAACAAAUUUUUUGAUAGACACCAUUGCAAAGCAAAAUAAAGCUGUUUUGCUCAUAGGAGAGCAGGGAACUGCAAAAACUGUCAUGGUUAAGGCCUAUUUGAAAAAAUAUGAUCCCGAAGUACACUUAUCCAAAAGUCUAAACUUUUCAUCUGCCACGGAACCAAUGAUGUUUCAGAGAACAAUUGAAAGCUAUGUGGAUAAGCGAAUGGGAAGCACAUAUGGGCCACCAGGAGGAAGAAAAAUGACUGUAUUUAUUGACGAUAUUAAUAUGCCAGUCAUUAAUGAAUGGGGAGAUCAGAUCACUAAUGAGAUUGUACGACAAAUGAUGGAAAUGGAAGGAAUGUACAGCCUGGACAAGCCUGGAGACUUCACCACUAUUAUGGAUGUACAGCUCAUAGCAGCAAUGAUCCACCCCGGAGGUGGUCGAAAUGAUAUUCCACAACGUUUAAAAAGGCAAUUUACCGUGUUUAAUUGCACAUUGCCUUCAAAUGCUUCAAUAGACAAAAUUUUUGGAGUCAUUGGCUGUGGGUACUUUGACCCUUGCAGAAAGUUCAAACCUGAAAUAUGUGAGAUGAUUUCAAAUUUAGUUUCAGCGGGCAGACUGCUGUGGCAGUGGACUAAGGUGAAGAUGCUGCCAACUCCUUCUAAAUUUCAUUACAUUUUCAAUCUCCGAGAUCUUUCCAGAAUUUGGCAAGGAAUGUUAACCAUAAAAGCCGAGGAGUGUGAUUCGAUCUCUGUCCUCCUGUCACUUUUCAAACAUGAGUGCAACAGAGUAAUUGCAGACAGGUUUAUAACUCAUGAAGAUAAGCUAUGGUUUAAUGUACAUCUUAUUCAAGCAAUUGAAGAAAAUACUAGUGCAGAAAUGACAUCAUAUAUUCUUCCUGAACCAUACUUUGUAGAUUUUCUCCGUGAGAUGCCUGAACCAACUGGUGAUGAACCUGAAGACGCUCUAUUUGAAGUACCCAAACUCUAUGAAUUGAUACCAUCCUUUGAGUUUCUGAGUGAAAAACUCCAAUUUUACCAGAGACAGUUCAAUGAAAUCAUUAGAGGGACAUCUCUUGAUCUGGUGUUUUUUAAAGAUGCAAUGACUCAUCUUAUUAAGAUUUCACGAAUAAUUAGAACAUCAUGUGGAAAUGCAUUGCUGGUGGGUGUUGGUGGUUCCGGAAAACAAAGUCUUUCAAAAUUGGCCUCAUUUAUAGCUGGAUAUCACAUAUUCCAGAUAACGUUAACCAGGUCUUAUAAUGUGAAUAAUCUAAUAGAUGACUUAAAAUCUUUGUAUAAAGUUGCCGGUGCUGAUGGAAAAGGCAUUACCUUCAUCUUUACUGACAAUGAAAUAAAAGAUGAGGCAUUUCUAGAGUAUAUUAACAACCUACUAUCUUCAGGGGAGAUCUCCAAUUUGUUUGCACGGGAUGAAUUGGAUGAAAUCACCCAAGGGCUGAUCUCGGUGAUGAAGAAAGAGCUGCCUCGCCAUCCUCCGACGUUUGAUAAUCUGUAUGAGUACUUCAUUUCAAGGUCGAGGAGGAACUUGCAUGUUGUUCUCUGCUUCUCUCCAGUUGGUGAGAAGUUCCGCGCCCGUUCUUUGAAAUUUCCUGGCUUGAUAUCAGGUUGCACUAUGGACUGGUUCAGUCGCUGGCCGAAGGAGGCUCUGGUGGCCGUGGCCUCCUAUUUCCUUUCAGGCUAUAGUAUUGUCUGCUCUAGUGAGACUAAAAGGCAAGUGGUGGAAACAAUGGGUCUCUUCCAUGACAUGGUUUCAGAGAGCUGUGAAAGUUAUUUCCAGAGAUACCGUCGAAGAACGCACGUGACUCCCAAAUCUUAUCUCUCAUUUGUAAAUGGUUAUAAGAACAUUUAUGCCGAAAAGUUGAAAUAUAUUAAUGAACAAGCUGAACGUAUGGAUAUUGGUCUUGAUAAGCUUAUGGAGGCAAGUGAAUCCGUUGCAAAACUCUCUCAGGAUCUUGCAGUAAAGGAGAAGGAAUUGGCAGUGGCUUCCAUGAAAACAGAUGAAGUAUUAGCAGAAGUGAUAGUAAGUGCUCAAGCUUCAGCCCAAGUAAAAAAUGAAGUGCAGGAGGUAAAAGAUAAAGCCCAAAAAAUUGUGGAUGAAAUUGAUAGUGAAAAAGUAAAAGCUGAGAGCAAACUCGAGGCAGCUAAACCUGCGCUGGAAGAAGCAGAAGCAGCCCUGAAUACUAUCAAACCAAAUGAUAUUGCCACAGUCAGGAAACUUGCAAAGCCCCCUCAUCUUAUUAUGAGAAUCAUGGACUGCACUCUGUUACUAUUGCAAAAGAAAAUUGAUCCCGUUACUAUGGAUCCAGAAAAGCCCUGCUGCAAGCCAUCAUGGGGAGAGUCAUUAAAACUGAUGAGUGCACCAGGCUUCUUGUCGAGCCUUCAGCAUUUCCCCAAGGACACUAUAAAUGAAGAGACGAUUGAGUUACUGGAGCCAUAUUUUGAUAUGGAUGAUUACACUUUUGAAAGCGCCAAAAAAGUCUGUGGGAAUGUGGCUGGUCUGCUGUCUUGGACACGUGCUAUGGCAACGUUUUAUGGUAUCAAUAGAGAAGUGUUGCCCCUGAAGGCGAACCUGGCCAAGCAAGAAGGCCGCUUAUCAGUGGCUAAUGCUGAAUUGGGGAAGGCACAGGCACUGCUUGAUGAGAAACAAGCCGAGUUGGAUAAAGUGCGAGCAAAAUUUGACGCAGCAAUGAAGGAGAAAAUGGAUUUGCUUAACGAUGCCGAUAUGUGCCGGAAAAAGAUGCAGGCUGCUUCCGCUCUCAUCGAUGGACUGAGUGGAGAAAAAAUCCGAUGGACUCAACGAAGUAAAGAGUUCAAAGCUCAGAUUAAUAGACUCGUAGGUGAUAUUCUGCUGUGCACCGGAUUCCUUUCCUACCUUGGUCCUUUCAAUCAGAUAUUUAGGAACCUCUUGCUUAAAGAUCAGUGGGAGAUAGAGUUGAGAGCACGGAAGAUUCCUUUCACUGAAAACCUGAAUCUUAUUUCAAUGUUGGUGGAUCCUCCAACAAUUGGUGAGUGGGGGCUGCAGGGAUUACCAGGAGAUGACCUCUCAAUUCAGAAUGGCAUUAUUGUGACAAAGGCCACCAGAUACCCACUCCUCAUAGAUCCACAGACUCAAGGCAAAACUUGGAUUAAAUCAAAGGAAAAGGAAAAUGACCUGCAGGUGACAUCUCUGAACCAUAAAUAUUUCCGCAAACACUUGGAGGACAGCCUUUCCUUGGGCCGACCCCUUCUCAUUGAGGACAUUCGUGAAGAGCUGGAUCCGGCCCUGGAUAAUGUAUUAGAAAAGAAUUUCAUUAAAUCAGGCACCAGUUUCAAGGUAAAAAUCGGUGAUAAGGAAUGUGAUAUCAUGGAUUCAUUUAAACUUUAUAUUACUACAAAGUUACCAAACCCUGCCUUUACCCCUGAGAUCAAUGCUAAAACAUCAGUCAUUGAUUUUACCAUUACGAUGAAAGGACUUGAGAAUCAAUUACUAAGGAGAGUAAUUCUAACCGAGAAACAGGAGUUAGAGUCUGAGAGGGUUAAACUUUUGGAGGAUGUGACUUUUAACAAGCAGAAGAUGAAAGAACUUGAAGAUAACCUCCUCUACAAAUUAAGUGCUACAAAAGGUUCCUUGGUAGAUGACGAAUCUCUCAUCGGUGUCCUCCGAACCACCAAGCUGACAGCGGCCGAAGUCAGUGAAAAGCUACAUGUGGCAGCGGAAACAGAGAUCAAGAUAAACACAGCUCAGGAGGAGUUCCGGCCCGUGGCCACCCGUGGAAGCAUCCUCUACUUCCUCAUCACGGAGAUGAGCAUGGUCAAUGUCAUGUACCAGACCUCUCUGGCCCAGUUCUUGAAGCUGUUUGACCAGUCCAUGGCCAGAUCUGAGAAGUCUCCACUACCUCAGAAGAGAAUUACAAAUAUUAUUGAGUACCUGACCUAUGAAGUUUUUAUAUACUCCGUCAGAGGCUUGUAUGAAAAGCACAAAUUCCUCUUUAUUCUCCUCAUGACCCUGAAGAUCGAUCUUCAGAGAGGAGCAGUGAAGCACAGAGAGUUUCAGGCCCUCAUUAAAGGGGGAGCUGCUCUGGAUCUGAAAGCCUGCCCUCCCAAACCAUUUCGCUGGAUCCUGGAUAUGACCUGGCUGAAUCUUGUGGAGCUGAGUAAACUGCCGCAAUUUGCAGAAAUUAUGAACCAGAUAUCUCGUAACGAGAAGGGGUGGAAAAGCUGGUUUGAUAAAGAUGCUCCAGAGGAAGAAAUUAUCCCUGAUGGAUAUAACAAUUCACUGGAUACCUUCCGCAAACUUUUACUUAUCAGGUCUUGGUGCCCGGACCGUACUGUUUUUCAAGCCAGAAAGUAUAUUGCAGAGUCUUUGGAGGAUAAGUACAUAGAACCGGUUAUCUUAAAUCUGGAGAAAACAUGGGAAGAAAGUGAUACGCGAACACCUCUGAUAUGUUUCCUGUCCAUGGGCUCCGAUCCCACAAUUCAAAUUGAUGCAUUGGCCAAGAAACUGAAGCUGGAAUGCAGAACUAUCUCAAUGGGGCAAGGACAGGAAGUACAUGCUCGAAAGCUGAUUCAGAUGUCAAUGCAGCAGGGUGGCUGGGUAUUACUGCAAAAUGGUCACCUUGGCCUGGAAUUCAUGGAAGAAUUGCUAGAUACAAUAAUUACCACUGAAGCCAAUGAUGAUUCUUUCCGAGUAUGGAUAACCACCGAGCCCCACGAUCGAUUUCCAAUUACAUUGCUGCAGAGUUCUCUCAAGUUCACUAAUGAGCCACCCCAAGGCGUCCGCGCAGGUUUGAAAAGAACCUUUGCCAGAAUUAAUCAAGACCUUCUGGACGUCAGUAACUUACCCAUGUGGAAGCCAAUGCUUUACACAGUCGCAUUUUUACACUCCACUGUGCAGGAGCGACGCAAAUUUGGUCCCUUAGGAUGGAAUAUUCCCUAUGAAUUCAAUUCUGCUGACUUUACUGCCAGUGUUCAGUUUAUUCAGAAUCACCUUGAUGAAUGCGAUAUUAAAAAAGGUGUGUCAUGGAGUACCGUUCGGUACAUGAUUGGAGAAGUACAAUAUGGAGGCAGAGUGACAGAUGACUUUGACAAACGGCUACUUAACUGCUUUGCUAGAGUCUGGUUCAGUGAGAAGAUGUUUGAACCAUCGUUCUGUUUUUACACCGGAUAUAAAAUCCCCUUGUGCAAAACCUUGGACCAGUAUUUUGAAUACAUCCAGUCACUGCCCUCCCUAGAUAACCCCGAAGUCUUUGGGCUUCACCCUAACGCUGAUAUCACGUAUCAGAGUAACACUGCUUCUGCUGUUCUUGAAACAAUUACCAACAUUCAGCCCAAAGAGAGCGGAGGCGGAAUAGGAGAGACCCGAGAAGCCAUCGUUUAUAGAUUAUCUGAAGAUAUGCUGAGCAAACUGCCUCCUGAUUACAUUCCUCACGAGGUGAAAGCUCGUUUGAUAAAGAUGGGACACCUUAAUUCAAUGAACAUAUUUCUUAGACAAGAAAUUGACAGAAUGCAAAAAGUCAUCUCAAUCGUUCGCAGUAGCCUGAGUGACCUAAAAUUGGCCAUCGAAGGAACAAUCAUUAUGAGUGAGAACUUGAGAGACGCCUUGGACAACAUGUAUGAUGCUCGCAUCCCUCAGAUCUGGAAAAGAGUGUCCUGGGACUCAUCCACACUGGGCUUCUGGUUUACCGAACUUUUGGAAAGAAAUGCUCAGUUUUCUACUUGGAUAUUUGAAGGCAGGCCCAAUGUAUUCUGGAUGACUGGUUUCUUUAAUCCCCAAGGCUUCCUCACAGCAAUGAGGCAAGAAGUGACCCGCGCCCACAAAGGCUGGGCCCUGGACUCCGUGACCAUCCACAACGAAGUUCUGCGGCAGACCAAGGAAGAGAUCACAUCACCCCCUGUGGAAGGUGUGUACAUCUAUGGGCUCUACAUGGAUGGUGCGGCCUGGGACCGUCGCAAAGGCAAGAUCACGGAGUCCAUGCCCAAGGUGCUCUUCACGCAGCUGCCUGUGCUGCACAUCUUUGCAGUGAACUCCAUCGCGCCCAAGGACCCCAAGCUCUACGUGUGUCCCAUUUACAAGAAGCCCAGGCGGACUGACUUGACCUUCAUCACCGUGGUGUAUUUGCCAACAGACUUGUCCCCGGAUCACUGGAUCCUGCGAGGAGUGGCCCUCUUGUGUGACAUCAAAUAAGUUCAUUUCCACUUGCUGGGGGACCAGGAGCCACGUCGACGGGCAGUGCUGCCAAGACACUCAAAGCUGGGUGUCUUCCGUCCCUACUUGUUGCUUGGUGACUCUUCCUAAAUUAAAAAGUUGAUAUUCUAUAA
Hipposideros armiger (great roundleaf bat) is the source of this 11363-nucleotide messenger RNA. It is a transcript of the gene DNAH8, whose product is annotated as dynein axonemal heavy chain 8. The transcript is spliced from 72 exons. The annotation marks the transcript as partial. NCBI's taxonomy places the organism in Eukaryota, Metazoa, Chordata, Mammalia, Chiroptera, Hipposideridae. The record is from RefSeq and is a predicted model, not a curated record. Gene Ontology annotation, cellular component: axonemal dynein complex. Gene Ontology annotation, biological process: microtubule-based movement. Gene Ontology annotation, molecular function: dynein light intermediate chain binding; dynein intermediate chain binding; ATP binding.